This is a messenger RNA of Rubroshorea leprosula, 800 nucleotides long. The record is from the annotation of a GenBank genome assembly. Lineage: Eukaryota; Viridiplantae; Streptophyta; Magnoliopsida; Malvales; Dipterocarpaceae.
CUGGGUUCCUUAGACCUUCUCAGAUUCCAAUAUCUGUAUCUGUGAUUACUUUGUCAUUUUUAUGGAGCUGGACCAAUUUAUGAAAUCUACCACAAAAGGAAAGGUUGAUCUUGUAGAUUUUUCUCAUUUUUCUAAUACUGGAAGAAAAUGGUUAUGGUGCAAGUCAUCACUUUGUUUUUGAAGAUGUGUAAUAUUUUAAUUCAAGGCUGAUUGCAGCAGAUUUGACAUUCCAUGCUAAAUUAUUGAUGAACCAUCUGGUCAAGUUUCAAUUCGUGGAAUGGCUAUUACAUGGUUAUUACUCCUACAUGAAAAUGAAGAGAAAUUUGGUGAUGAUAGAAUCAAUUGGCAAACACUGUUAUCUAGUUUUCAGCUAACAUGACACAUUCCAUGCCGGAGAUAUCCAAAAAUGUUGUACCGGGAGCCAAAGGAGUCUCACCCUUCCAUCCCUCACAAGCUCCACGCAGAGUGCAGUCUGCUAAAAGGUGUUGAGCUUGAUUCUUUGAACACAGAAGUUCCAAGUGUUCAUAUGACUGGAAGAGAGUUUAUUUGAUUCUUUCUUCUGGAAAUGAUAAUUGAAACACUGAUUGUCUUUGGAUUUGGGUUUGGGAUUGUUUUUGGUGGCAUCAAAUGUGCAUUGUAGUUUCUGGGGCGUCUUAUUGUGGUAUUAGGCUUUUUGUUCUUGUGAAAAAUGGAAACUUUGAGGCAAGAGUUCUUAUAUUGGCUUGAAUUUAUCAGAAUUUAGCUUGCUCUACCUGCUAUGUUUUCCUGCAUGGUCCCCACAUUAAACCAUCAGUUAGGAA